UGGCUUUUUAGUUGUUCAGUUCAAGUCAAAAGAAUAAGAUUUGUGUCCAAGUUCAGAUAAAUAGAGCUAUGCAACUUUUUUUAAUUGUCUGCCUAAUUUGUUUCGUUUAUACUUGUCGCGCAGCUCUAAAGAACUCAAUUUGCGAUGAUGAGGUGUAUAGCGUCGGGGCUUGUAAUGCCCUACACUGGCGAAUCGGUUAUACCGUGCGGAAUAACAAAUGUGCUAGAAGGUCUUAUGGUGGAUGUGAAACUGGUGGCACAACUUACAACACAAUAAAGGAGUGUGAAGAUAUGUGCAAGGAGUAAUAUUAUAGGUCAUUAAAAAGUUUCCUUGAGAAUUGUAA
Molecule: messenger RNA, 343 nt
Organism: Drosophila ficusphila
Lineage: Eukaryota; Metazoa; Arthropoda; Insecta; Diptera; Drosophilidae
Gene: Sfp23F
Product: kappaPI-actitoxin-Avd3b
Exons: 2
Coding region: 69-305 (78 amino acids)
Molecular function (GO): serine-type endopeptidase inhibitor activity
Source: RefSeq, a predicted model, not a curated record